Messenger RNA from Mercenaria mercenaria, 13499 nucleotides. RefSeq lists its product as uncharacterized. Lineage: Eukaryota; Metazoa; Mollusca; Bivalvia; Venerida; Veneridae. The transcript is spliced from 5 exons. The record is from RefSeq and is a predicted model, not a curated record. Bases 394 to 1680 code for a protein of 428 amino acids.
AAGAUGCAUUUUAAUCAUUUAAAAUACACAUAGAAAAUAUAAGGAUAAGUUCUUUUCUAUAUAGGUGGAGCACCUGAAGGACAUAUUCAAAGAUAUGAGGAUAUAAAUUAUUUUCAGUUUGGAUACAUAACUUUUCCGCAGAAUGCGCACAAAAAUUGACUAGUUUUCAUGGUGAGUUUCAGAACAUUUGACUUUAUAAUUUUAUAAAUUAGAUGCAUUUUUACAAUUGUAUAUAUGUGUAUUAAAUGAUUAAAAUGCAUCUUUAGACCUCUGUAGCAGCAUAUCGUCUAUACGAGUAAAUAAUGUGACCAACCUCAAUUUUGUGACGCCAUCUUGGUUGUUCAUGUCAAGUUACCUUAAAAAUAACAUUAAAAAGUAGAAAAUUCUAACUGAAUGACUGGACGACUGAAAAAUCGAGAUCUUAUAUUUAUGAAACAUGUCCUCAUUAUGAUGCAAAAAGGACUGUGGGUCUUAGUGUGCAGUGUGUUUCUGAUGUGUAUUUGUUAUCAAAUUAAUCUUUUCGAAUUCAAAGGUAUCCAAGAAACAUAUGAUAUGGACAUGGUAGAUGAAACUUACUCCAAGGAAAUGUUUCAAAGAAUAUCAAAUGAUACAGAUAUGUUCGUAUAUUCCGCAUACUUCGACUACCGAGCAGGCCAUAUACGAGUGAUUGGUGUAUCUGCGCUUAAAAAUGCUACUGCAGUAUAUUGCAUUUUAAGAUACAACAACAAAUCGCCCUCAUAUAGAUAUUUAAGGGGACACAUUAUGGUUAUCCCGGAUCACCUUGGUCGAAAGUAUAAAGCAGUCUAUGUAAUAUGUCAACUGAAUGGACACAAGCCUCCCAGUACAUUAACAAUUUCAAAGAACAAAGAUUUUAGAAGUGAUGACAACAUUUUACCUGUACACCUGAUUCCAACGACAUUUCCAACAAUGCGAAAUUUCACUGUGUGUUUGUCACCUUUGCAUAACAACUUUUCAAAAAACAUGCAACUUUUAGAAUGGCUUGAAAUGACAAUGCUCUUGGGUGUUGAUAAAGUUGAUAUAUAUGUUCACAGUUGUUCUAGUGACGUCAUGACACGUCUGCAAAUGUAUCAAUCUAGCGAAUUCAUUACAAUCAUCAACUGGCCGUUACCGAAAUACCUUUGUAAUACUUAUUUAUUGCAUUAUUGUGGACAGCUUGCAGCCCUGAAUGAUUGUCUUUAUAGAACGAAAGGAUACAGUAAAUACAUUGCUGUUAUGGACAUUGAUGAGUUGAUUAUUCCACAGAAACAUGAGGACAUGACAUGGAACGAUAUUUUACACAGACUUCCUUCUAAAAAUGCAUACGUUUUUCGAAACGUAAUUUUUAUAAGAAACAAAAGCCGAGAGAAAACUGAAGGAAAUUUGAUAACGCAGGCCAAUACUUUGAGACACACACUCGUAUUUCAAACCUUCGAUAGGUCAAAAUAUAUUGCAAAAGCUGACAACGUUGAAACGCUGGGUAUUCACUUUGUUCGGACUAUGAACGGAUCUCACUAUUCCGUUGAUCCUUCUAUUGGAUUGUUACAUCACUAUAGAUGGAAAGGUGUGCCGGGUAUUAAGAUUAACACAGUGCAACAUCAAGUUGCAAAUAAAUAUUCUCAUGAACUGAGGAAGAGAAUAUAUUUACAACUUAAUAACACUAAUUGUUCUCGUGUGUUGUAACUUAAAACAAACAAUACCUAUUCUACAUGUUGUCAUGAUUAUUUUGUUUAACCUGUUUGACUCAUAACAGUCUCGGAUUUAGUUUGCAAAUCUGGAAUUUUUGCAAACUCAGCUACCUUUUAUCUUUGAUUUUUAUGUGAUCUUUUGACACCUAACAAUAGUUCGGGUCUCAUAGAGAAAUAAUUGGCCAUUUCCUUUCAAAUAUCUCAAACAACGAACUCUUGGGACGGCUUCAAAGUUAGUCCUCCCAUGGGAGUAUUUUUUUCUCCCGCGGGGUUUUCGCUAUCCCAUGGGAGGUCCAAUCGGAGGUUUUCUCCCACUUUAAGAAUUGCGGGAGAAAUACCCCAUUGGGUUUUAACAAAAUUUCUGAAAUUCAUUAUUUAUCGCUGGUAAGUAUAUCUUAGUCUUUACUGUCGUGUUGUUUCUAUAUUAAACCUGAAAAUAACCGUUGUGAAAAUCUCCCACUGGAGGUUUCCUCCCACAUGUGAUACUGGCGAACUCCAGCGGGAGAGUUCACCUGCGGGAGAAUUUCUCCUGUUUUGAAAAUGGGGUUAUUCUCCUGUUUUGAAAAUGGGGUUAUUCUCCUGUUUUGAAAAUGGGGUUAUUCCCCCAUUUAUUCUUACUUUCAUAUACAGAAUCUGUUCUUGGUAGUUUACGCAACAAUUUGUAAUUACAACAGAUUUUUUAAAAAUAAUAAUAACAACAACAACAAGUUAACAGUAAUAAUAAUAAUAAUAAAUAAAUAAAUAAUAAUAACAACAACAAUGAUAAUAAUAAUAACAAGAACUCUAAAUGCUUAUUUUCGUGUAAAGUUAUUUAUGCUUAUAAGAGAUCUCACCUCAAAUAAAUUAUGCUAGCUAUCUUCUAUUAGAGGUAAUAAAUAUGUUAACGCGCACCGUAAUAGCCCGCGGGCGGGUUUUACAGCUUCCGCAGGAAUUCACCCGUGACGUUUUUCUCUUGUUACCUGUAUGGUCAAAAUUAAGAUUUGCAUUAGUGGUUCUUUAUGUCAGAUUGUUUCUACGCUUUUGCUGAAUACUUUGUGCAGCCGCAUCGUUUUAUCUAACUGAAUUUAGCGGGUUUUUUUUUGGCAGUCAGCUCUUAAUUUUCAGUCUGCUUUUCAAGUUUGAAUCUUGUUUCAUUCAGGCCUGCUGUUUUUUUUUUUCUCUUUGCUUAUCCCUUUUUAAAAUGGAUUAGCUUUGAUUUCUAUUUUUAUAUUUUAAUAUUUCAUUUUUACAUCAGUAUAUUAUACUGUAAAUGAAAAAUACUUUUGUAGUUUGUUUAGUUAGCUUUACAUGUUCAUUUCCAAAGGAACCUUAAUUAAACAGAACUAACAUUAACAAUUGUGUAAAACUAAUACUGUACCAUAAACAUUAAUCAUUACGUGAUUUUCAAUGAGCAAAUAAGUUACGUUUACGGUAUUAUUAUUCUUUGCUGACUUGAUUUUGAUUUCAUACAAAUGCGCAGCUGAUAAAUUAGCUUAUUGCACUUUUUUUACCAUGUUAUAAAUAUUCGCAAUUACAUGAUAUUGCACUUUAAACGAUAACAAAAAUUUAAAACAGGCAAUGUCCUUGACACAUCCUUGAAUUUUAAUCAUGUUAAUCAAUAUAAAAGUCAGCAAGUGUCCAAAAUACUGUAACUGAAUAUAUGAAAGAUCAAUGUUUUCGAAAAAUAGUUUUUCUUUGAUAUUCUUUUACUUCGGUGACCUUACAAGCUAUAAGAUAAAAACAGUGAAAUAAAUAUAAAUGUCUAUUUUUUAAAAUUUAUUUGUCCGUUUCCGUUUCAAGGUCUACGGGAGGUAUAUGUCGCAAUUAAACUGAUUGCUAGUAUUCUUUGUAUUAUUUUCGGUUUAAUCCCGUUUUUCAACAUUAUUUCAUAUAAGUAACGACAGGCAUAAUAUUGUCAAUAGGGCAGUGCUCAUCAGAGAUGGUGCACUGUGACACAUUUACGGCAUCCUUUAAAUCACAACAGGAAGCAAACGGCUAACCCAUUGGUCGAAUUACUGACUCAAAAUCAACACCUGCCUUAUCGGAGCGGCUAAAUAUUAGAGGGGUGAGCAGCUACAUCUACAAAGAUACAAAUCACACAUUAAUCAGUAGAUCGCAUUUAUACGGAAUUCCGUUAGGGUCAUCGCCUUUGAAUGUGUUCAUCUGAAACGCGAUACUCGAUAGUACGACGAUGAAAACGCGAAAUAACAAAACAACGAUAACGAAAACGCGACAACACGAUGUUAAAUACGCGAUACUACGAUAACGAGAACACGAUUAUACGAUAGUACGAUGAUGAUAAUGUGAUAAACUGUCGUGUCGCGUUUUUACCAUUGCACUGUCGCGUUUUCGUUAUCAUAGUAUCGUUAUUUCGCGUUAUCAUCAUCGUACUAUCGCGUUAUCAUCAUCGUACUGUUGCGUUAUUAUCUUCGUACUGUUGCGUUAACAUCAUCGUACUGUCGCAUAAUCAUUAUGGCAUCAUUGCCUUCCGGUGCGCAUGUGCAUGCUCAAAAUUAAAAGAUUAGAAGUUAUGCUUUUAGAACUACAGCUCCCGCCCUCAAGAUAGGGCGAUAUGCAGAUUCGAACCCGGGUCCUCAUGUAUGAAAAUCAUGAUUUUUAUUGAUGAUCUCCACUAGCUACAGGUGCCAGUUAGCCAAAAGCAACAUAAUUAACUAUUCAUUUUGUAUUGGCAACUAAAUAGACAUUUACAGAGAAUGAAUUUAAGGAGGCGAACAAGUUCAACAGGCUUUGAAAAUUUGACUGCAUUUCUCAUUCCUGUAAAAUCAUGAAUAACAUUUCUGAUUAAAGGAUAUUAACUCUAUCACUUUUGGUUGUUAACCGCUUUACUUUUUAUUUUGACAUGUGAAAACUGAAAAUGAAAUGCUAUGUAUUUCUGAAGAAAAUCCCCAGACGUUACUGCAUUAAAAUGAAAAUAUGUGCCAUGCAAACUGAAAAAAAAAAAAAUAAUAAUAAAAAAAAAAAAAAAAUUCUUCGAAUAUUUGCGAUGUUCCGAUUUCAGCGUGGUUAUGCGUCUUAUGGAAUUCAACAUCGAUAACUUGAGUUUUACAAGACAUGCAUUCGCUUGAAUUUAAUUUUCAGUGUAGAAAUAAAAGCCAUCAUAUUUGUGCCGAAAACAUUCAUCGACAUAUUUGUGAAAAUAUUCAUGUUAGACACAAAACACUCUCUGAUCAUGUUACAAUAUGACAUUCUCUUUUGUUGUUAUUAAUCUUGUACAACAUAGAAAACUCAUAGCGAUUGACCUGCGGAGUGUUUGCAAAAUAACAUACUUGGUUUUACCUGGAAAACGUUAUACAACCCAUGAACAAGCAACAUAAAUCAUUUUGAAUUUUAACAGUACUAAAUUAACAUGACAAAUAUUAACCAGAACUCUGCUUGGGGAAUUCUCCUAUGCACAUAGGCCACGGAAGGCGAUAUGAUGAUGAUGACGUGACAGUACGAUGGUAAUAACGCGACAGUACGAUGAUGAUGAUGCGACAGUACGAUGAUGAUAACGCGACAGUGCGAUGGUGAUAGCGCGACAGUAUGAUUGUGAUAACGCGAUAGUACGAUAGUGACGAUUGUGAUAACGCGACAGUACGAUGAUCAUGACGCGACAAUACGAUGAUGAUAACGCAACAUUGCGAUGGUAAUAGCGUGACAGUACGAUGGUGAUAAUACGAUAGUACGAUGAUGAUAACGCGACAAUAUGAUACUGGUAACGCGACAGUACGAUGGUGAUAACGUGAUAGUACGGUAAUGAAUUUGCGAAAUCACGAUACUACGGUAACGAAAACACGAUGAUACGAUAUUACGAUGGUGAAAACGCGACUGUACGAUCAUACUAUCGCAUGAUCGCGUUUUCGUCAUCGUGUUGUCGUGUUUUCGUUAUCGUAGUUUGGUGAUUUCGCGUUUUCAUCUUCGUACCAUCGAGUAUCGCGUUUCAGAUGAACACAUUCAAAGGCGAUGGCCAUAACGGAAUUCCGUACAUUUAACGUUUUAAUGUCGCUUUUUACGGCUAAGUAAUUAGUAAUUGUGUAUUCGAAAGUUGUUGUUGUUUUUUUUUUUUUUUUUUUUUUUUUUUUUCACAAAACACAUCAAUGACAUGUGUGCGACCCAUUGUUGUGUCCUUAUUUUUUAAAAUUAUGUAAAAAAAAAAAAAAAAAAAAGAAAAGAUUUAUGAUAAUAUUGAUAUGAUUCAGAUAAAUCCUUAUUGUACUAGUAUUUGGAUUAAUUGCUCCAAAAUGCUAUCGAAUAUUAUGUCUUAUAUUUUUAUAUAUUUUUGAUAUAUACUUUGAAUUUGAAUAAUGUUUGUUAAGCGAGAGAAAGAAGAAAUCCAUAGUUUUGUUGGAGAGAAGAUUGAAAAAUAUCAUAGCUCCAUGUUUUAUGUUACUGCUUCGCAUUCAUCAAAACAGAAUAUUUGUGCAGCACAAAAAAAGAGACAAGUCAACGCCGCGAACAACAGUUUUAUUUAUCAAGUUAAAAUGGGACCGGGUAUCAGAAGAGCAGAUAAUUAUUUACUAUUGAUUUAAUAUAAUUUAUAAUUUGUUUCCUUUUCAAUCACAGUCGUAACUUAGUUUCUUGAAAGGAAUAUGAGCCGGAAACUUUAAAUACGUCAAAAUCUUUUAUUUCUCUUUAGAUAAUUAUCUUUCACUUGCGCAAUGACUGUGGGGUAUUACGUAAUGCGCGUUUCUUACCUAGUGAUCAUACGACACCAGGCCGACUGUGUAGCACCGACCAAUAUACGACGUAAUAAAAUAUAACAUCACGGCAAAUAGAAUAUUUCGCUUUCUAAAUCCUGUCUUAUUUACACAACCUUACGUUUAUGUUUUCAACGUAUUCAGAAUUUUUUUAAACAUACCAAUAAACUAAAGUUUAAUUCCAUUACUCCGAUAACAAGGAAAACUAUAUAUCAUAUAUCUUAACCUAUAUAAUGCUGGACACAGCUGAUUCUGCCUUUGCGACCAGUGUAGAUCAUGAUCAGCCUGCAUCAGUGCAGUUUGAUCAAGAUCUGCAAUGUUCGCAAUUCAGUCAGCGUUCUCUUGUAACAGUGAAUAGUACCGUCCAAACUGAAAUUUGGACAAGUUUAUUAAAGCAAUUUAGCAUAGUAAGGGUAAAACUGUAUAUUUCAACAUUUUGAGAGACUUAAAAUUGAGUUGACCUCCUUUUGAAUAUUGUUACCCUUUUUAUGAAAAAAUAAGUUCACGGAGUACAUAGGGACGGGAGAGUAGAGGUCGGGGUAGGCAGAGAAGACACAAUCAGUAACAUGGAAUUGCCUGAAACAAUGCCUACAGAAUGUUUGGUUUGCAUUUCAUGCAUUCACAUUUACAAACAGAAACUGACUUUUUUUCGGUCAGCUAUGUUUUUAUGUAUUUUGUGAAUAUGUGUUUCAUUUUGCAAACUGUUGUCCUUGAAUGCGGAAAUUAUUUUUCAAUAAUUCAUGAUACACAGUGAGUAAAUAAAUCAUAAAAACGGCAACAUUACUUUUUUACUAUUUACUAAAGAUAUAUUUUCUCCAAGCGUUUGACGCCGUAAAUAAUUCCAGUGUGUUAAAAGCAGUGUGUAUUUUGCGAAUCCCUUAAAAUGUAAUAUUUACAGCUGUCUCAUCAACAUUUAGAUUGUAGAAAACAUAAUUAAACGAUAUUGGUUCAACGCCAAUAAAACACAGCUUGACCCGUUAUAUUAUACCACUCCCAUUCAUUUGCACAAAGUUAAAAGGGUCCUCUAUUUCAGCCAGUCAGAUACAACGGAAAAAGAUAAGUCACACUGCAGGCAUGACGUAUACUUGUGCAUUGUUUCAACAAUAAAACAAUAUUCUUUUUGACAGAAAUUUUCCGAAAUGAGCUUGUUUAUUGGCUAGGUUAUGUUGUCAGUAAGUAAAUUUAUAUAGAAUAAUGCGGCAAUUAUAAAUAUAAGAAUAAACAUUAAAUAUUAUGUAAUAUUUAUCCAGAGAAUUAUUGAAAUAUUUGAGCGGAUGUGUUUUGGUAGUACCAAGACGAAAUUGUCAUAUCAGAAUGGAUCAGAUAUGCAAAAUUUGGAAAAAAAUCAAUGAAAAACUUCAAAGUAAAUAGAAAAUUAAUUUAUUAUAUCAAAAUACCCGGAGUAAUAUUUUGUUGCUCAUGUUGGUAUUAUCAUAUCCAGUUUUCCUUAAGGCAAAAAAAAAAGGAAAGAAAAGAAACAGUUAUACGUUUUAACACAAAUGCUGCGGUCAGAUCUUUUAAAGAUAUAUACAAGUGUGUCAGAAGUUUAUUGCUUUUAAAUUGUUUGGAUCCUUGCUUAUUUUUCUAAAGUCCGUCUGUUAUAGAAGUGCUUAUUGCGAACAUACUUAAGAAGGGAGGGUCGUUAUCUAAUUUCCGCGGAAAUGUUAAUUUAACUGGUAUUUCGGUGUCGUUCUUCAUUUCGUUUCUUGAAUUAUAAAAAAGUAACAUAAAUUAAAUGGUAGUUAUAACGAACUUUCAAGAUGUAAAAUCUGAUUCGUUGUAAAAUAUAUAAAAUUUUCCCGUUAUUUUUACACAGACCACCAGAAUAUAUAUAGACUAAAAUUGUUUCGUGAAUUAUUUUUCAUAAGAGGGACGUUAAUAUAUGCUCUAACGUGCGUUGGGUGUGCUUUUAUUAUUAUUAUAAUUAUUAGUCUCAAUUCCUACAAGACCAACGGACAAACUCACGAUUUACUAUGCAAGUUAUAUUCACUCUCUAGAAGCUUGUCCCAGGUAUUUCUUUCGUAUGAGUACUCGAAUAUUUAUCAUUCUUCAAAAUAUAUGCUAUAAUAUGAGCAAAGAAAAUAUACAGACAUAAAUGAUAAUAAAAGAACAAGAGCGGUAAGAGAGUGUCUGAUCGGUAGCAAUAUUAGUGAAAUACAAAUUAAAUUUAAUACAUAACAUUAUUGUAUUAUUUUUAUUCAGUAAUUUACUGAUAUACAACGGGUGACUUUAAUAUCAGGCAUACAACGUUCAAUGUUCCAAACAGAAUGAUUUUCGUUUUUACUGCCACAGGACCAAACUUGAAUUCUUAAGAGUAUGAAUUUUAAAAAAAAGUGGAAUUUCCCGAAAAGUAUUAAUCAGUUAAUAAGUAUGCAAAAGCAAACAGAAUUUGAAUUUCGCUCCAUGGUAUUCAAAUAUAAAGAAAAUAUAAAAAAUAAUAUGAACCAAGGCACUGCCUCAAUCGGGAUUUAAAGGUAAAAUUUGUAAUAAUUAAAAAAUACUGCCCAUGCUUGUACUGAUGGACAAGUUAUGUGGACGCUUAUAACGCACAAGGAAAAAGUGUAUUCUUCCAAAAAUCCGAAGUCAGACGCUCCGUGCAGGUGUCGGAAAGACACAUUUUUUUUAAUUCCUUCGAUAGUAUAUCGCAUUCGGUAUAUACCGUAUGUUACUGUAGAGGGAUCGAUCCGGAUUUUCGUUUCUUCGGUUGGACCGAUUCCCUAUCUAAAAAAGAACUACUUUUUUUCCCCAGUUUCAGCACCCUACUGUCAUGAAUUUGUGUAUGACGUUUUCGAAUGCGCAUCGACCACUUCGAGUACGGGAGGCCGUGGGUUCGAUCCCCGGCCACGUCAUAUCAAAGACGUGAAAUGGCACUAGUAGUUCCCUUGCUUGGCGCUCAGCAUUAAAGGGAAACUUGCCACAUCUCCCAUACCAUCUUGGCGAUGGAUUCAAUCAGGAAUGAGGUGUCGAGAGUGAUUAAUGUAAGUUGUAGAACUUGCUUUACAAUUGACCAAAAAUAAAUGUAUAAACUAAAUGCGUAUCACGCUGUGUAAUCAAAUAAAAAAAAAAUAAUAAAACACAUGAAAAGAAAAUAAGUACGAUCGAAUUUCAAACAUGCUUUUACUUCUUUUUACAUUUUACCUGCGUGUUAGCGAAAAUAUUGCAUCUGAUGUCAACACUGUAAGAAAUAUUUCGAUUUAAGACUGAUUAAGAAACAAACAAACAUUCCUUAUACCGUAACACUUAAUUAGAUAAUGGUCUAAAGAGACUUUAAAACCUUAUCUAUCAUGUGACAUAACAAUGUAAUAAAAAUGUCAUAUUAUAGCUCAUCUAACACCAGUCCGAAUUGCAAUGGAUCCGUCCAAUUAAGCGCACCAGGUCAUAAAUCCCCCCGCUGUCACGCCGUAGUGACUUUAAAUUGGAUUAGUGCGAGAGAAUAUACAGGCACUGAUUAAGGACUUUAUUCAGGUUUGUAGAUUUUAACCGUUUGUUGCAUAUUUAUUGUAUCUUGAGAAACUUUAAAAACGAAGCAGAACGGAGAAAAAGUGUUAAAAAAGUACAGAACAGACAUUUUAUUAUAUUUAACUUUAACAUUUACAGUUUAUCGUCUGUUGUGCUAAUUUUUAACCCGUCAAAUGUGAUUGCGUUCGAUAUCUUAAUAUUUGGCCCAACUUCGGUGCUGUCCGUAUGGUUUACGGAAAUAAAUUUUAGAUAAAUGUCUAAAUAUCAUAAUAAGUAUUGCAAGUGAAACCCAUACUCGUCGUUCGUAUUUGUGGCUCGGUGGCUAAUAUGCGGGAAAUUGCUGGUUCGAGCCCAUUAGCGAGAACUUUUUUAAUUUUCAUUUUUAGUUUUUUAUUGAUUUAUGUUUUAAAUUACAAAUGGACAGAGGAAAAUAGAAAUCCGCGGUAAAAUGUGUUUCGUACUAACAUUUUAACGAUCGAAACUGAAUCAUCAAUAUAGCUUGUUGUAAUUCAUAUCUAUGAAAUUUUGUAAUAUACUGAAAUGAACUGCGAAUAAAAAACAAUAUGAAAAAAAAACUUGUUAAAAUACAAUGGAGGAAAUAUUGGAUAAAAAAAUGUACAUGUACCAAGUGUUUGUUGAAAUUUGUGAAAAAAAAUCACAGACAUUACACGGUUUCGAUCUUAAGACCUCAAGGUUUCAAGCAGUGACCACUGAACUAUCGUGACUUUCGUACCUCCGUAUACACGCAAACCAUUUUAAUUGCAGGUUACUUUCCCUACACGAUAUGGAAUGUACCGAAACUCAAACGAAGAUUAAAAUAACCGACCGUGCAAUCAAUAUGCAUUUUGACAGGUCAGUGAAAUAGAACAAUAAAACCAUACGCAGUAAUGUAAUAAAUAAUAACAAAUGAAUGAGUUUAUGCAAGCAAAAACUAUAUAUAUUUUAUUACAACGAAUUCCAAUUCAUUUGUUCUUAGUUUUAAGGCCUUUUUUUAAGACAAAAAACAAAGUAAAAAUAAUCAACGCUUUAACAUUUGUAGACUUUAGUGAAUUUUAACAAACUUGGGAUGCCAAUGGUAAUAUACAACAUAUUUAGAAUAUAUUUGUACCUGUACGAUUUCUAUUGUGCAAAACAUUUUAUCCAUUAAUAACCAGAUAUCAAACUUUAAUUUCUUACACUUAACAAUUCCUUGAAAUUAGUUUUUAGUUGCUAGAGGACGGGGGAUAUAUCGAGUGACAUUAUUACAGUCUUCACUAGAACUUAGGUCAAUUUAUUGUAGGUACUUGUGCAAAGAACAGAAAACGAAACAAAAACUCAUUUUUACUUCAUCGUAUUUCAAUGAAAAUCUAUCACUUUUAAAUCAGCAGUAUAAAUGAAUGAUUCAUUUAAGAGAGUUGCCAGUUUUGCUUUCACAAAAGUUUGUUUUAGCCGACAGUGUGUCGAAUAUUGUCGUAUGUGAACGUGAGGUUUCCUUUGUAAUGAAUGGAUACUUUUUACAGGCUUAUAACAACACGACUCCCUAAGAUAUAUAUAUAAAUCACAGGUCGAUAGUUUGUGCUAUUGACUAUUUACUUGCGUAUAGUUGGAAAAUAUAUUUAGUUGAGCUAAAGUUAAAACCUGAAGCAAAGGUAUGAAAAUUUAAUUCUGAUGUAAUGUAAUAAACACUGCAUGUUAGAAGUCAAAACUAUUUACUCUUGAUAUCUAUUAUACCGAUAUUGAUAAAAUUAUAAUUAAUUAACAAAAAGUGAAACAUUAAAUGCAGUUUCAAAAUUUCAUCGAGUCGCCAGUGGGGGGUUUCCUCCCAUAAUGAAAUGGGAGUUUUUUUGCAAAAGUCGUUUUUCAACGCGAAAUCAUGUAAGAACAGUUUUUUAUUGUGUAAUUUAUAAAUCUGAGUUAAAAUAUUUUGAUUUGAAAAUUUUAGAAAAAAACCCACGAUUUUUUCUCCCGUAAUUGGUGAAGUGGGAGAAAUUCACCCGUUGGACCUCCGUUGGGUUAGCAAAAACCCCAUGGGAGGAAAAAAUACUCCCAUGGGAGGACCAACUUUGAAAACCUCCCAUGAAUUCAUUCUUUAACAUAUAAAGAAGGAAAUGACCAAUUAUUACUCUUUGGAGCUAGAACUGUCGUUUAAUGUCAAAAAAUCAGAGAAAAGUCAAAGGCAAAAGGUAGCCGAGUUUGCGAAAAUUCCGGAUUUGCAAACUAAAUCCGGAGACUGUUUCAUUUGUAACUUCGGUACUCUCGUACUCCAGUGAGGUAUGGGGGUUUUCAAGUGCUGAGUCUAUCGAACGUGUUCAUAGGAAAUUUUGAAGUGGGUUUUUAAUGUAAAAAAUGUCUGCUUUUAAUACAAGACUAUAUGGUGAAUCGGGAAGAUUACCAUUGAUAUAUGAAUGAAAAGUGAGACUGGUAAAAUUUUUUCUAAAAUUGCAUAAUAGAUGUGAAAAUUGUAUAUGUAUAUAAAAUGCGUAUUUGGAAAUUAUGUUAAGGUUGACGGAAAACAAUAUUGAUAAUUGAUCACUGAACAUGAAAAAUAUGCUGCAUCAACUGGGAUCUGGGGCCGUAUUCAUAAAACAUCUUAAGUAUAAGAAACUGAUUAUUCACUUAAGUAUUACUUGGGUAAGAAAUUUAUUUUACUUAAGUAUAUUUGUUAUUCAUAAAAAAAAUUAAAACGUAAUUCUUGGCUUUUAUUGUGGACGAAAACAUUAAAAAGAACAGGAUUAAUUUCAGACAGAUACAACAUGCACAAUUAUGUUUAAAGUGAUUUUAUCUGAAAAACAACACUUUUUUCGUACUCACGACACCAUUUUGUUUUCUGACUUAAGUCAUUUCUUACGUAUCUUAAGUUUAAGCUGUUUUAUGAGUAGGACUGAAGUUUUUACUUUGACUUAAGCUGAAAUCACCACAAACUUAAGUAAAAUCUUCAGCUUAAGUCAAAACUUAUACUUAAGAUGCUUUAUGAAUACGGCCCCUGGUGAGAUCUGGGUUUAUCCAAGAUCAGUUAAUUUUAACUUGUUUCUGUCUGUUUUAAAACAAAGGCUAAAAGAUACAUUUUUAUCUAGCUGGCUUGAAAACUUGAACAGUCAUCCAUCCUUAUACUUGUAUAAAGAAAUGAAACAGACGUUUGGAAUGGCUGAUGUCUUGAAGUAUUAAACAGUUUGAAACAUAGACGUGCAAUUGCUAAUAAAAGACUAGGGUCACAUGAUUUGUUGGUAGAGAAAGCUAAACAUAGUAACAAUCCUAUUCCUCGAAAUGAAAGACUGUGUUGGUUCUGUAUUUUAAAUGAUAUAGAGGAUGAAUUCCAUUUCAUUUUAAAAUGUACAUUGUAUAAUGACUUAAGGAAAAAAUACAUUAAAAUGUAUUACUAUAGAAAUGCAAGUGUAUACAAGUUUAUCGAAUUGUUAAAUUUUUCAAACAAGUCAGUGCUUAAUAAGCUAGCCUUAUUCAUUACUAAGGCUUUUAAACGAAGACGAUCUAAUAUCAGAAAUGAGAUGGUUUAACUUAAAUAUAAAACUUUAAUGCAAUGUAAUGUGAGAAGAAUUUUGCACUAUGUGUUUCUCGAUAUAUAAUAUAUUUCAUGUUUUUGCUCUAUAUAUGUUUUUUACGCAUGCUUGUGAAUAUUCAGUUGUGCUUAUGUCGAUGAGCUAUUUAUGCUUAAGACUAAUAAAACUUAUGUUAUGUUAUGUUA